AUUUUUAAAAGCAAUUACUUGAGUCAACUCAAUAGUAAGACAAAAUACAUUUAGUUGCCAAAAUUUUGGUUUUAAAUUAAAUAAUGGCUAAAGAAACCUUAAAACGUGCUUUAGUAGAUGUUGUAUAUGACAGCGAUGACGAUUCUGUAGAAAUAAAACCAAAAAUAGAAAAAGUUGAUAAAAGUCGGCAUUGUCCUUACCUAGACACAAUAAAUAGGUCAGUUUUAGAUUUUGACUUUGAGAAGCUUUGUUCUGUAUCAUUAUCACACCUGAAUGUUUAUGCUUGCCUUGUUUGUGGAAAGUAUUUCCAAGGUCGUGGUAAUAAUUCUCAUGCAUAUACGCACAGUGUUCAUCUUGGACAUCAUGUUUAUUUAAACUUACAUACUCUCAAGUUUUACUGUCUCCCAGAUAAUUAUGAAAUUAUUGAUCCAUCCCUAGAAGAUAUUAAAUAUUUGUUACAACCUACAUUUAGUAAAGAGCACAUUCGUCUUCUUGAUAGCUCUACCAAAGUAUCUCGUGCUCUUAAUGGAACAGUGUAUAUUCCAGGUGUUGUUGGCCUAAAUAAUAUCAAAGCAAAUGAUUAUUUAAAUGUUGUUCUACAGGCUCUUGUUUUUGUUCCACCUAUUCGCAACUACUUCCUAAGAGUUGAACAUUACAAUAAUAUUAAAAGACCUCCUGGUGAUAUAAUGUUUCCUUUAGUGCAAAGAUUUGGUGAGUUAACUCGAAAAAUAUGGAAUCCUAGAAAUUUUAAAUCUCAUGUUAGUCCUCAUGAAAUGCUACAGGCUGUUGUGUUGUGUAGUAAUAGACGUUUUCAGUUUACAAAGCAAGGAGAUCCGAUUGAGUUUCUUUCAUGGUUUAUAAACGCAUUGCAUUUUACAUUGAAUGGAACAAAAAAAUCAAAGAGUAGUGUGAUUUACAAAGCUUUUCGUGGUGAAAUGAAGCAAUUUUAUAGAAAACUUCCAGCUACUGAUGAUAAAGAAAUAGAGAGAAAACUUUUAGAAAGUGAAGAAUAUAAAGAAAAGGAAUCAGUAUCACCAUUUUUAUAUUUGACAUUGGAUGUCCCUGCAUCUCCUUUAUUCAAGGAUGAACUAGAACAAAAUGCAAUCCCCCAAGUUCCUCUAAUUAAUCUUUUACAAAAGUUCAAUGGACACCAAGAAAAAGAAUACAAAACAUAUAAUGAAAUAUCUGUAAAGAAGUUUAUACUCACCAAGCUUCCUAAAUAUUUGAUCCUUUUUAUUAAGAGAUUCAAUAACAACACAUUCUUUGUGGAAAAAAAUCCAACUGUUGUAAAUUUUCCGGUUAAAGGAUUGGAUAUGAAAGAAUUUUUGUUAGAUGACAAAGAGGUCCUUGAAAAUAAUAAGGAUACCUGUUAUGAUCUUAUAGCUAAUAUUUCUCAUGAUGGGGAACCAGGAUCUGGAAAGGGAACAUAUCGUGUUCAUGUCCAUCAUAAGGGCAAUAAAGAGUGGUAUGAGCUGCAAGAUCUUCAUGUAAAAGAUAUUUUACCACCUAUGAUUACUUUAUCAGAAAGUUAUAUUCAGAUAUGGGAAUUACAAGUAAAGCCUGUUAUAAAGACAAAUCCAAGCGAUUGAAUCAUUUUUGUUAAAUUUAGUUGGAACCGUAUUUUGUUGAUUUAGAAUAUCAAAUAUUGAAUAAAA
This is a messenger RNA of Hydra vulgaris (swiftwater hydra), 1655 nucleotides long. Its product is annotated as ubiquitin carboxyl-terminal hydrolase 39. Gene Ontology annotation, molecular function: zinc ion binding; cysteine-type deubiquitinase activity. Gene Ontology annotation, biological process: mRNA processing; spliceosomal complex assembly; protein deubiquitination. NCBI's taxonomy places the organism in Eukaryota, Metazoa, Cnidaria, Hydrozoa, Anthoathecata, Hydridae. The record is from RefSeq and is a predicted model, not a curated record.